Lepus europaeus (European hare) is the source of this 231-nucleotide messenger RNA. Its product is annotated as SS18-like protein 2. NCBI's taxonomy places the organism in Eukaryota, Metazoa, Chordata, Mammalia, Lagomorpha, Leporidae. The record is from RefSeq and is a predicted model, not a curated record. Gene Ontology annotation, biological process: positive regulation of transcription by RNA polymerase II. Gene Ontology annotation, molecular function: transcription coactivator activity. Gene Ontology annotation, cellular component: nucleus. The transcript has a single exon.
AUGUCUGUGGCCUUUGUACCCGACUGACUGAGGGGCAGUGCGGAAGUCAAUUGAGAGACCAUCCAGCGGCUCCUGGAAGAGAAUGACCAGCUCAUCCGCUGUAUCAUGGGGUAUCAGAACAAGGGCCAGGCGAAUGAGUGUGUCCAGUACCAGCAUGUGUCACAUAGAAAUCUCAUUUAUCUAGCUACCAUUGCAGAUGCCAGCCCAGCCAGUACUUCAAAAGCAGAAUAA